Diatraea saccharalis (sugarcane borer) is the source of this 474-nucleotide messenger RNA. The record is from the annotation of a GenBank genome assembly. Lineage: Eukaryota; Metazoa; Arthropoda; Insecta; Lepidoptera; Crambidae.
AUGACGACUCCAACUCCUGAUAAUCCUGAGAAUUUUGAUCAAUUUGAUGAAGAGGAGUCAGAACAACAACUUGGAGCCACUGCAUCUGGCCGCAAGAGAUUGUUCAGUAAAGAGUUAAGAUGUAUGAUGUAUGGUUUUGGAGAUGAUCAAAAUCCUUAUACUGAAAGUGUGGAUUUUUUAGAAGACCUAGUAAUUGAAUUUAUUACUGAAACUACCCAUAGAGCUAUGGAAGUUGGAAGAACUGGCAGAGUGCAAGUAGAAGAUAUAAUAUUCUUAGUGCGUAAAGAUCCAAGAAAAUAUGCCCGUGUAAAAGAUUUACUUACAAUGAAUGAAGAACUGAAAAAGGCUAGAAAAGCUUUUGAUGAAGUUAAAUAUGUUGGCGGAUCCAUGGCGGAGAUGAUAGCUUUCAUUACAGCGGCGGCUGCGAGCGACGCGUGCGGUUGCCACUCCUUGCCCCGAGUACCGUCACGGUAA